UGAACUACAAUAAAUAUGUUGAGUCAAGAAAUGGAACCAGAGUUGGAUGAUGGUGAGGAUCACUGGGAACACCAGAACAUCCAAACACUAUUGAAUAUGUAUUUGCAAAACAUUGACAAGUUUAGAAAUCCUAAAAUUAGGAAAAAAAGUGUCUGGGUUGAUAUAUCGAACGCCGUAGGCAAAGGCCCUGAUUGUUGCGAUAAGAAAUUCAGAAAUUUAAAACAAACCUACAUUAGACUGCUUAAGAAGAAGAAUAGAAAUGGCACGGCCAAUGUCAAAUGGCCUUACUUUGAAAUUUUUGAAGAAAUAUACAGUGAUAAUGGUGAAUACCAGCCAGACAUACAACAGAAAAUAGAAGAGAGUGCAACAGAGCGGACCGUUGCUAAAGCUUUGUUGACAAUGAAUUCAGCUUCUAAAUUUGAACCGCAGAUACCAGAGAAUGGGGAAAGUUCAAGUGGGCAAAAUGAAGAAAUGAAAAAGAGGUUGACUAGAAAACGGCAUGCGGAGUUCCGUAAGGUUACUCUAGAAAUGAGAGAUCGGCAGAGGUUGGUGGAGGAGAAGCUUGAUAGGCUAAUUUAUAUAGUGGAGGAAUCUAAUAACAUACAGAAAGAGAGGAACCGACUAUUUGAACAGUUUUUGGAGAGACUUAACCAAACACAAUGAAUGUUUUU
Cydia splendana is the source of this 671-nucleotide messenger RNA. RefSeq lists its product as uncharacterized. The transcript has a single exon. The coding region runs from base 16 to 663 and encodes 215 amino acids. NCBI's taxonomy places the organism in Eukaryota, Metazoa, Arthropoda, Insecta, Lepidoptera, Tortricidae. The record is from RefSeq and is a predicted model, not a curated record.